Molecule: messenger RNA, 2641 nt
Organism: Eruca vesicaria subsp. sativa (arugula)
Lineage: Eukaryota; Viridiplantae; Streptophyta; Magnoliopsida; Brassicales; Brassicaceae
Source: the annotation of a GenBank genome assembly
AUGUUUAGAUCAUCACCAAGAAGAGGACAGAGAUCAAAGGGGUUCAAGGUGAAGCAUUGUAUACAGCUGACUCUGUUGCUUGGUGUUGGGAUAUGGCUGCUUUAUCAAGUGAAGCAUUCUCAUGAGAAGAAAGCUUUGUUUGAACAAACCUCAAAGGCUGUUGUUGGUGAGAAAGGGAUGGUGAAGCUGGGGAGGAAAGAUCUUAACCCGGGUGUUGUCGUUGAGGAAGAAACUGAGAGUUUUAAUGAUAAAGAGAAUGAGUCAAGAGAUGAUGAGGUUGUAGAGAAGGAAAGUGAAGGAACCAGGAACGAUGAUACGUCCACCAAUGAAGAGAGCACUGAGGUUGUAGAAGAGAAUAAGGACAAGGAAAGUGAAGGAACAGGGAAGGAUGAUUCAUCCAACAAUGAAGAAAGCACUGAGGUUGUAGAAGAGAAUAAGGGCAAGGAGAGUGAAGGGAACAAUGAAGAAAGCAGCGAGGUUGAGGCUAAGAAUGACAAUGAAAAUGGUGGUACAGAAGAAAGCAAGGAGAGUGAGAUUGAAGAGAAGAAAGAAAAUGUCAAUGCAGAAGAGAGUGAAACUGAGGAGAAGAAAGAUAAUGUCAAUACAGAAGAGAGUGAGAUUGAGGAGAAGAAAGACAAUGUCAAUACAAAACAGAGUGAGGUUGAGGAGAAGAAAGACAAUGGUGGUACAGAAGAGAGUGAGGAGAAUAAAGAGAAGAGUGGUACAGAAGAGAGUGAGAAUGGAGAGAAAACGAUAAUAGAGGAAGUGACUGAUGAGAAAGAGAAGAAGGAUAGUGAAGAAGCAAGAGAGAACAAUUACAAAGGAGAUGAUGCUUCUAGUGAGGUGGUUCAUGAGACAGAUGAGAAGACUAGUAAGAAGGUGGAGGAAGACAAGACCGGAGAAUCAUCGGAAGACACUGUUAUUAAGAGUGUUUUGUCGACUGAUAAUGAGGGAAGCAGCAGUGAUGAGAAGAACACUGGUAAUGAUUCGGAUUCCUCUAGUGAAAUAAAGUCUGAAGGUGAGUCUAUGGAGAAGAAUGAGAGGGUGGAGAAGGAAGGGUUCAAUGAUUCUAAUGGUGACUUGGUUGAGUCUAAGGAGUCACCAUCUAAUGCAACAGGGACUACAAAAGAAUCUUCUGGGAAUGAUGAGUCAGAGUCUGCUGUAAAGAGUGAUGAGAGAGAGAAAGUAGAAUCUUCUGAAGUCUCAUCCCAAGAAGAAAGUAAUGACAAGGAAACCGAGACAAAAGAGAAAGAAGAGUCUUUGUCUCAGGAGGAAUCUAAAGAUGGAGAAACUGAGACGAAGGAGAAAGAAGAGUCUUCCUCUCAAGAAGAAAAUAAAGACAAAGAAGAGUCUUCCUCUCAAGAAGAAAGUAAAGACAAAGAAACUGAGACAAAGGAGAAAGAAGAUUCUUCCUCUCAAGAGGAAACUAAAGAUGGAAAAACUGAAACAAAGAUUAAAGAAGAGUCUUCAUCUCAAGAGGAAACAAAAGGUGGCGAAACCGAGACAAAGGAAAAAGAAGAAUCUUCCUCUCAAGAGGAAACUAAAGGUGGAGAAACCGAGACAAAGGAGAAAGAAGAAUCUUCCUCUCAAGAGGAAACUAAAGGUGGAGAAACCGCGACAAAGGAGAAAGAAAAUUCUUCCUCUCAAGAGGAAACUAAAGAUGGAGAAACUGAGGCAAAGAUUAAAGAAGAGUCUUCCUCUCAGGAGGAAACUAAAGAUGGUGGAACUGAGACAAAGGAGAAAGAAAAAUCUUCGUCUCAAGAGGAAUCUAAAGACAAGGAAACCAAGACCAAGGAGAAAGAAGAGUCUUUGUUGCAAGAGAAGAGCGAAGACAAGGAACCCGAGAAAAUUGUGAAAGAGGAAGAGUCUUCUUCCCAAGAGGAAACGAAAGAUAAGGAAACUGAGACAAAGGCGAAAGAAGAGUCUUCCUCUCAAGAGGAGACAAAGGAGAAAGAAGUGGAGACAAAGUUGAAAGAAGAAUCUUCUUCCCAAGAGGAAACUGAGACAAAGGAGAAAGAAGAGCUUUCGUCUCAAGAGGAAUCUAAAGAGAAAGUAGUGGAGACAAAGGAGAAAGAAGUGGAGACAAAGGAGAAAGAAGAGUCUUCAUCCAACAAUAAUUCACAGGGAAAUGACAUUACUGAGAGUGAGAAGAAGGAACAAGUUGAGGAAACCGAGAAGAAAACUGAGGAAGACACAAGUGAAUCUAGCAAAGAAAAUGGCAGUACUGAGACUGAACAGAAGCAACCAGAGGAUACUUCAGAAACUACACAAACAGAGUCAGAAAAAGAGGAAAGCAACAAGAAUGGUGAGACAGAAGUGGUGGUGACUGAGAAUGAUCAAGAACAUUCUGAGAACAGUCUUCCACAAGAAGUAAAAGAUGUGCGUACUGAUCUUGAAACUCUGCCAGAUUCUGGCAAUGGAGGAAACAAUGAUAACGUUGCGGCUGAGUAGAUCUCCUCCUCUCGUUUAGCAAAUUCUCUCAUUGAUGUUGUUUAGUAAAGAUUUUGAAAUUUUGUGUCAUGUAAUUUGUUGUAACCUUUCUUUUUUUACACACAUGGGAAGUAAUUCCAAAGCAUAGUGUUUAUUUUGUUGUUCUCAGUUGUCUUCAGAAUCAAAUUCUUGACACUUCAUUAUCAAUGGA